Molecule: messenger RNA, 802 nt
Organism: Apis dorsata (giant honeybee)
Lineage: Eukaryota; Metazoa; Arthropoda; Insecta; Hymenoptera; Apidae
Product: LIM domain transcription factor LMO4.1-like
Exons: 5
Coding region: 71-802 (243 amino acids)
Source: RefSeq, a predicted model, not a curated record
UCACUCGCCUCCUCACGGUCCCGCCAUCGACCCAGCUACCCCUUACGGCUCCCUUCAGCCUAGCCAGGGAAUGGGCAGCAAUGGACAUCAUCACGGCGCUGCUGGAAUGAUGACCGAUCAUCCACAUCACCCAGGCCACCCUCACCCCCACUUACCAAGUCAUCCAGCUUAUCCACCGGUUAAUCACAACAACAACUGUACGCUUAAGCAAGAAGGAGGUCCAAGCGGACCAACGGGGAUCCAGCAAUGCGCCGGUUGCGGCGGUCAAAUAGUAGAAAGAUGGUUGUUGCUCGCAAUGGAUCGGUAUUGGCACAACGGUUGCCUCAAGUGCUCGUACUGUGGCGCGGCACUGGCGGAAAUCGGCCACUCGUGCUACACCAGGAGCGGCAUGAUCCUCUGCAAAAGCGACUACAGAAGGAUGUUUGGAAGUAGUGGUGCUUGUGCAGGUUGCGGCAACGCGAUACCUGCCACAGAGCUGGUAAUGAGGGCGGGUGGAUCGGUAUUUCAUCAGAAAUGCUUCACCUGUAGCAAAUGCGGAAAUCAACUCGUUUCCGGCGAUAGGUACUACUUGCUAUCGGGGUCACCGGUGUCGACGUCGUGGACGUGGCCGUCGGAGGGGAUCCCUAUUCGCCGCCUCCGCCGGGUCAUCAGCAGUACCACCAUCAUCACCACCACCAUCACCACCAUCAUCAGAUGGGAGUCGUACAUCCGGGACUGGCGGUACAGCAAACGCACCUGCAGGCGUCCACCUAUCAGGACUGGUCUCCAUGGGCACAGGACACCUGCGAUUGAACAACCUUAA